AUGGUCAACAUUAAGGUCUUCACGAGCAGCUUCGUGCUCUUCAAUGCUGCAUGUGCCGCAGUCACCAAGAGAAACGACAAUCACCAUUCUGGCAAAGGAGGUUCUGUACCUACCGCGCACGUCAAGAAUGGUACUUACACUGGCUACUACGCAGCUGCAUACGGCACCGACAACUUCCUUGGAAUGCCAUACAGUCAACCUCCUGUUGGCGAACUACGCUUCCGCGUCCCUCAAUCACUCAACGGAACCUGGUCUGGAACUAAGAACGCCACUGAGUAUAGCCCAGAAUGUAUUGGCUAUGGGAAAGAUACCUGGAGCCAAGGCAACUAUGUCAGUGAAGAUUGUCUGACUCUCAACGUGAUCAAGCCAGCCGGUUCAUGCGAGAAACUCCCUGUACUUGUCUGGAUCCAUGGCGGAGGUCUUGUGAUGGGCGGUAGUGGAGACCACCGAUACAACCAGUCCUUCAUCGUCCAACAAUCCGCCGAAGCAGGAAUGCCAAUCAUUGCUGUCAGUAUCAACUACCGUCUAUCUUCAUGGGGCUUCCUCUACGGACGCGAGAUUCAAGAAACAGGGCAGACCAUGAACGGCUUCAGAGAUCAGCGCCUUGCUCUUAGAUGGAUCCAGGAGAAUAUCGCUGCCUUUGGAGGUGAUCCAGGCCGCGUCACUAUCCAAGGUGAAUCUUCAGGCGGAACUAGUGUUGGAGCACAACUACUGGCAUACAACGGAAGGGACGACAACCUCUUCCAUGGAGCUAUUGCUGAGUCAGGAGCCCCCGUCAGCCCCAGUCCUGACUUCGAUGUUGAUGACUGGGAGCCUGUGAUUGCAAAUAUCAGCCGAGCCACAGGAUGCAAUGGUCGUGGUUCUGUACUUGAAUGUCUUCGCAAAGUACCCGUUGAACAGCUCAAUGCUGUCAUCAACUCCACUGUCACGAGAGCAGCUCGCUAUGGCCCUGUUGUCGACGGAGAUUGGUUCACACAGACUGCAUCACAGGCAUUAGAGAAGGGUGAUUUCCUCAAGGUCCCAUACAUCAUCGGUGUCAACGAGGCUGAGGGUGUUGGAUUUGGACCUCAACACAUCAACACAACCCAACAGAUCAUGGACUACAUUGUGAGGUCUGGCUACGACAAUGCUACUGCUCACGAUAUUGCCAUCUUGUAUCCUGAUAUCCCGGCUAUUGGUGUGCCUGAUACCCUUUACGGUCGACCGAACUCUACUAUUGGACUUCAAUACAAGCGCAGUAACGCCAUCGCUCAGGACAUGAGUAUGAAUGCUGCAAGACGUUUGACCGCACACUGGUGGGCAAGACAUGGCGCAAAGUCCUACACCUACAUCUUCGAUGCCAUCGUCAACGGUCUCUCUUACCUCACCGGAGCAGUGCAUUUCCAAGAGGUAGCUUUCGUCUUCUACAACACAGAAGGUCUUGGCUACCCUCAAAAUGGUGGUCCCAACCCACUAGGCGGACCAGAGCGCGAGUCGCUUCUUGUUCUAGCCAAGCAAAUGUGCCGUAUGUGGAUCAGCUUUGUCAACUACGGUGAUCCAAAUAUGCAUCUCGGUGUGCCAGCAGAGCCUUGGGUUGCUGUUGAUGCAGAUGAGCCCGAGUACUAUUACUUCCAGCAGAAUACAUCUUCCAGCUCUUUCCCGGAUACUGUGCGUGCUGAGGGUGUGAGCUACUGGGAGGAGCUCAUCAUGGCACGUAAAGGUACCAAUUGUACUGGUAUUGUUGCUUGUGGUAGCACUUAUAACGGCGAUCUCGGUAAUCUAUAA
Molecule: messenger RNA, 1764 nt
Organism: Aureobasidium namibiae CBS 147.97
Lineage: Eukaryota; Fungi; Ascomycota; Dothideomycetes; Dothideales; Saccotheciaceae
Product: lipase 2
Exons: 3
Coding region: 1-1764 (587 amino acids)
Source: RefSeq, a predicted model, not a curated record